CUUAUUGGCGCCGUGAGGAGAGGCGGAAUGUUCAACUCCUGAGUCCGGUGUAAGCGUGGGAGCCCUGCGGGCCACCUUCCUCAACCCCCGCCGCCAUCGUCGCGCGGGGUUUUCGCUCCCCGGCUGCAGCUCGUGCCCGCCCGGGAGCCAGAUUUUGUGGAAGUUUACUACUUUGUCAUUAUGAGAUGUCGUCUCUCGGUACCUCCUUUGUGCAAAUUAAAUUUGAUGACUUGCAGUUUUUUGAAAACUGCGGUGGAGGAAGUUUUGGUAGUGUUUAUCGAGCCAAAUGGAUAUCACAGGACAAGGAGGUGGCUGUAAAGAAGCUACUCAAAAUAGAGAAAGAGGCAGAAAUACUCAGUGUCCUCAGUCACAGAAACAUCAUCCAGUUUUAUGGAGUAAUUCUUGAACCUCCCAACUAUGGCAUCGUCACAGAAUACGCUUCCCUGGGAUCCCUGUAUGAUUACAUUAACAGUAACAGAAGUGAAGAGAUGGAUAUGGAUCAUAUCAUGACCUGGGCCACCGAUGUCGCUAAAGGGAUGCACUAUUUACACAUGGAGGCUCCCGUCAAGGUCAUUCACAGAGAUCUCAAGUCAAGAAACGUUGUUAUUGCUGCCGAUGGAGUUUUGAAGAUCUGUGAUUUUGGUGCCUCUCGGUUCCAUAACCAUACAACACACAUGUCCUUGGUUGGAACUUUCCCAUGGAUGGCUCCAGAAGUUAUCCAGAGUCUUCCUGUGUCUGAAACCUGUGACACAUAUUCCUAUGGUGUGGUUCUCUGGGAGAUGCUAACAAGGGAGGUCCCCUUUAAAGGUUUGGAAGGAUUACAAGUAGCUUGGCUUGUAGUGGAAAAAAACGAGAGACUAACCAUUCCAAGCAGUUGCCCAAGAAGUUUUGCUGAAUUAUUACAUCAGUGUUGGGAAGCUGAUGCCAAGAAACGGCCAUCAUUCAAGCAGAUCAUUUCAAUUCUGGAGUCCAUGUCAAACGACACGAACCUUCCUGACCAGUGUAACUCGUUCUUGCACAACAAGGCAGAAUGGAGGUGUGAAAUUGAGGCAACCCUUGAGAGGCUAAAGAAACUAGAGCGUGAUCUCAGCUUUAAAGAGCAGGAGCUGAAGGAACGGGAGAGACGGUUGAAGAUGUGGGAGCAGAAACUCACAGAGCAGUCCAACACCCCGCUUUUCUUGCCUCUUGCUGCAAGAAUGUCUGAGGAGUCUUACUUUGAAUCUAAAACAGAGGAGUCAAACAGUGCAGAGAUGUCAUGUCAGAUCACAGCAGCAAGUAACGGGGAGGGCCAUGGCAUGAACCCAGGUCUGCAGGCCAUGAUGCUGAUGGGCUUUGGGGAUAUCUUCUCCAUGAACAAAGCAGGAGCUGUGCUGCAUUCUGGGAUGCAGAUAAACAUGCAAGCCAAGCAGAAUUCUUCCAAAACCACAUCUAAGAGAAGGGGGAAGAAAGUCAACAUGGCCCUGGGGUUCAGUGAUUUUGACUUGUCAGAAGGUGAUGAUGAUGAUGAUGAUGAUGAUGAUGACGGUGAGGAGGAAGAGAAUGACAUGGAUAAUAAUAGUGAAUGACAGCAGAAUUGAAAAUGCUAAAAAAAAAAGGAAGAAGAAGAAACUGUCUCAGUCUGUGCAGAAAGCAGCAUAAGGAGGCAGAACACCAAGCACUGUGUUUAGGUCAAGCACAUUUAUGUGGCAGUUUCCCUCUCUCUCAGUUUUACUUUUGAUUUAUUUUUGCUUUUAGAAAAGGGAGGCCGGGGAGGGGGUGGAUUAAGGCAUAUUUAUGAAUCAGCAAUUGUGGUGCCUGAUUAUAGAAAUUGUGACUGUAUACACAGCAUAGUGUGCUUAAACUAAAGACAUUCAGGCCUUUUUCUUUUUUUAAUGAAUGUUUUGUAGUUUGUAUUUGACUUUUAUUCCCUUUAUCCGGUUGGUUGAGAAAACAUACAUUUUGAACAAGUACUUCACUCCUAAUUCUUUGACACUUGAUUCUUCUGUAACACACUAUGGUUUUUUUUUUCCUUGUGACAAUACAUUGUAAUGGUAGAAAUGAUUGAUAAUGACUAUAAAAUCCAGCCACAAAAAAAACAACCAAGAUGAAAGAAGGUUAUAACAAAAUGCUUUCAGAAAUAUCUAAACACCAAGAAUUUUCAAUACCAAAUAGCACAGCUCCUCAAACACUAUUCUCAGUGUAACAUUUGAAGGAAGAAUACUCUGAUUUGAAACAAGCAGCAGAUGUUGCAUCCUCUGGAAGCAUCUAACAAGAGCAUGCUGUCACCCAAGGUUCAGUUUGUCCUGUACACAGAGGAAGAUAUGGUCUAAGAGAUGAUUCCAGAUGAUUCUAGGCGUGCACUCAGUCUGUUCCUUACAUCCAGGAAAAGAUUUCUAUUUAUUUAUUUUCCAGAGGUGCAUAAUAAUCCUAGAAUCUGAUCUAUGUAUAGAAAAAAAUGAAUAUUCUAUAAGGAGUAGCAAAGAUAAAUUAUCCCACUUAGGCACAAGUACAUUCUGAAGGGGCCUUUCUAUGUUAAAUCUAGCUAUAUAGUUGCCUUUUAAAAAAAACUAUGCCCUGUAAUGCUGGUAUUUCAAGGAAAUAUGUAUAGAUGUUACAGCAGUGAAGACCUGGCUACCCAGAGGUCCUCUCAGAAGACCAGCACAGUUGUCAAAACUUGCUUAAACUCUGAAGUUCUACAAAAAUUAUAAUUAUAUAAAUGCAAAAUAACCCAAAGACUUUUUUGAAGUCUAAAUCAGAAGAGUAUCAUUCUACUGUAAAACUGAAAUACUUUUGAUGGAAUUUUUUAUAUAUGAAAGUUUUAAGAAAGAAUAACAUUUGGUGUGGUGGCUCACUUGGAAGCUGAGGCAGGAUGGUUGUGAGUUUAAUACCAGCCGGCCUGGGCCACUGAGCAAGACCCUGUCUCAAGAAAGCAUUAGAGGUCAUAUAUUAUUAUUUCUAAGUUUGUUUGAUCAUAAAGUCUUUUGGAAUUUGAGUUAGGAUAUGCUUCUAAACCUCACUGUAAACUGAAAAGUCAUACCUGAAAUGAUCAGCACAUUCUACAGCCUGAUUGGGGCAGAAAUAACUACAAGAAUGUUCUAGGUGUCUGCUUGCUAUACAAUCUUAGGCAAAUUAUUUAAUCUCUGUGAGCCUGUUUAUUCUUUCUUAGCAUGACAAGAAUGCUAACCUUCUUCAAAGGGAAUGUUGAAGGGAUCAGAAGAAAGUGUGUAAAACAUGCAGUAUUGAGCAGGACCAUGGCAGGUGCCUCUCAACAGCAGCUACUAUUAAUUGCCAGGUAAAAGGCACUGAAAAAUAAGUGGGUUCAGUAGCCUUCGGGAACACUAAGCUAUUGAUUUCAAGUGAUACUUGUUCAGAAGCAUGAAAUUAAGUUUAAAAUGGAUAGCUUUCAAGAAAAAUAAAGAGAACAUUCUUAGAAUAUAAGCUGUUCAAACAGGUUUAAUUCAGUUGCCCUUGGAACCUAUGUGCCAGGGCCAGGUACACCUGUCUUUAGGUGUUUGCAGGCUGGGUCCCCACGCACAGACUGAGUAAACACAGCAAAAAGGUGAACUCUGUCUAAGAUGGGUCCCCCUCAUGCCCAUUCUGCUGUAAUUCUCUCUGCAUGCAUAUACAUACUCCAGAUGUACAGCCAGACCACUUGGAUAGAAAACCUUGGAGUGGAGCAAAAGGGAUGCCUUGCAGCUCCUAAUUUCCCAGCAUGCCAUGGGGACCUGAAGGAGAAAGUGGAAGAUACAGUGUCUUAAAGCCUCUUGCACACCUGCCCAGGCAGAAAUAGUCUUUCAUUUAAUAGAUUUUCACUGGGACCCUGUUGUACGCUGAGUUCUAGGGAACAGCCAGGUGAUAGUCUUUACACUCACAGAUCGUGCAUGCUAGUGAGCAGGAAUCAACCAUCAAUAGAACAUGCAUCAUAUACUAUGCUAAUAUGUGCUAAGUGUAUACUGGAAGAUGAAGCAAGGAAGGAGGAGGAGGCUGGUGGGAGAAGAGGUUUUCAAAGUAGUAUGGUCAGGAAAGGCCCCUCUAAGAGGUAACAUUUGAGCAAAGCUGAGGAAAGUGAAGGGAUCUCUGUGAGUAGCAGGAGCUGUGCCCUGUGUAGAAGAUUGUAAACCUUGCCCCCCACUAAUUGGAGCAUGCUUAGAACAUAUAACUGGGCUGAAACUAAUAUUUUUUCUUAAUUUAUACAUAAAUUCAUAUGACUCUCUAAAUUUUUAGUGCAUUAGAAACAAUCAAAUUGUAGGGGAAAGUUACUGGGUGGGCUCUGUACCCAGAGUUGGCUUACCAUUAAUAUUUCCCCCAUCUCUCAACUGCUGCCAUUUUCCCCCACCAACGUUCCAGACAUGCUCCUAGCUAUAUACUCUGUCAAGAAACCACGGGAUUUAGGAACCGCUGGACCAGCCUUGGUGAGAAGCAUGCAAUUGCUCUCCUUCUGGAACCAGACAGUUUGGCACUGGCUGUUUUUUUACUGUUCCAAAUUCGUGUCCUUCUAGUACGAAAAUGUUCAAACCUGAAGUCUCAUAUGAACCAGAUUCUAUAAUGUUCCCACACGGUCUGUAAAAAUUACCAGAGGACCUUGCAUUCAAUUAAUUUGAUAAAGAAUAUCUGUUAGCCACAUGCAGAAUUUCUAAUGAUAUUAACUGGCAAUACCUAAUUCACUUCUCAGAUCAGUUUUUGAAAUGGCAAAUUAUCAGUGUUAGAUUUAGUCCCAAUUACUUGACUUACAAAGGUAUACACUUCAAAAAUGAAGAGUUAAAUCCUGAGAAAUGUAAAGGUUCAGAAUGAGAGUUGGAAUUCUAAAUUAUGGUAAGAAUUGUCAGUCAUACAAUUGAAAAUAUCACCUUUUACCUUUUGUUCUUUACUCGUAAAGUUGAGUGUGUAGGAUUUGAGGGCACCUGUAGUGGUUCUCAGCUGAGAAGUACUGUCAUCUAAUGGGGUACAUUUUCAGUUGUCACAGUGACUGGGCCAGCAUUUACUGCCAAGACCUAGUGGUGUCUUGCUUACUAGGGACAGUCCCAUCCUGGAAAGACUUCCAUCUAAAAUACCAACAGCAUAGUCCCCUUCCCGCCAUGAAGCUUGUUAAACUUAGUGGUUGUAGAAUUCCAUCUUGUAUUAUUUUUUUCUCCAAACAAAGUUACACCUGUAAAUAAAAUACCUUUUCAGAAUGGUAAGUACACCUGAAUUUUGUUAAGUUCGUGGUUUUAUCUCAAAUCACCUUGUGGAAAUGAUUUCUUCCCCUUAAGCUUACUGGUGGGAACUUUAUGAAAUAACUGAAUUCACCUGGAGGGAGGGGUACACAAUAGUAGAAUUUAUUGAGGUGGCUAUAGUUCUGCAAAGUGGCCAAGUUAGUUUACAAGCCCCCUUUCCUAAUCCUUUUUUUUUUUUUGCAGGAGGGAGUCUUUUUGAGACAGGGUCUCCCUGUAGCCCCAGCUGUCCUGGAACUCACUAUGUAGACCAGGCUGGCCUUGAACUCACAGAGAUCCGCCUGCCUCUGCCUCCCAAGUGCUGGGAUUAAAGGCAUGUGCCACCACGCCCGGCCUCCUAAUCCUUUUUUAAAGCAAAAUCACAUUUUAAUAUUUAACCCAAAUAAGCAAUGGGAUAAGGUUAAAGGCAUAUGGUGCACUGCUUUUGAAGCUCUGGAAAUAUUGAGAGCUGGAUUUUAACUAGUGACUUUUUUUCAUGUGCAGUGAAUUUGUCACAUUUUAAACACCAGCUGAGGUAUUCAAACUCAAUCCCCAUUAAAAAUCAAAGGGACUGGGGGGAAAGAGGGUGUUUAGGAGAGACCCAGACUGCUUUCCCUUAGUGUUGCUAUAUAUACAACUUUGGUUUUCAUUAAAAUGGUAAGAGUUUACUUUUUAAAAAAAUGGUUUUAAAACUUAGUCUGAGUUAAAUUUUUUUGUUAUUGUUGUUACACUAGACUUGGGCAGCCUUGUAAAACUAGCAGACUCUCACAUACCACACGGCCAGAGUAAAGCUUAAUCCUUUCUAUAAUCAGGCACCUUCUGCUGCUUUUGAGGAAGACUUUUCCUGUGUAGAUGUUAAGCGAUGUCGAAAAGGUUCCAUUCUUCCGGUUGUAGCAUGACCUGACAGCUCUAGGCAUAGCAUUUCUGUCAGGAAAAAUGAAUGUCUAUCAGGAAAUCAGGGGCUGGCCAUGUUUUCUCAGACCCCAGCUUUGUGUGCACUCCAUUGCCUGUGAGGAACUUUCUGGCAUGUGAUUAUUUCAAAACUAGAGUUUCAGGCACCUACAUUAACUGUUUUGUAUCGUGUGCAGAAUAGUAUAUCUUUUGACUCAGAUGUGAUACACUGCACAUACUGCUUUUCACUCUUUAAAAAACUGUACUGUUAGAAAAUAUUUAUAUUCUUUGAGUGUGAGCUUUUAAUAGAUGGCAUUAUCACUUUGUUUUUAACAAAAUUUCUCUCUCAGUUAUUCUAUUGCAAUGUUAUUAUGAGCAAGUCUUAUGCCAAAUACCGUGUAUAAUGUUUGUAUGGAAGAUUAAAUUUUGCUCUUGUGUGGUAAGACUAUUCAGUCACUGACUUCGUGGUUGGAAUUUGAUAUUCUGGCACAAAGUCCACAAUGUAUUCAGAAACCUAAGUUGGUGUCAUACAUUUCAUUUUGAUGUGAACUUUUCUUCGCUUUCCUUUGUUCUAAGACUCCAUUUUGCAAUAAACGUUUUGACAGUAAA
Molecule: messenger RNA, 6668 nt
Organism: Nannospalax galili (Upper Galilee mountains blind mole rat)
Lineage: Eukaryota; Metazoa; Chordata; Mammalia; Rodentia; Spalacidae
Gene: Map3k20
Product: mitogen-activated protein kinase kinase kinase 20
Exons: 12
Coding region: 186-1565 (459 amino acids)
Biological process (GO): protein phosphorylation
Cellular component (GO): cytoplasm
Molecular function (GO): ATP binding; protein kinase activity; protein binding
Source: RefSeq, a predicted model, not a curated record